UCUUCUGUAUAUGAAACCAAAUCAAAUCAAUUUCAUUCCAUCUCAAAUCUUCAUUCACCGAACCCAAAAUCAUCUCUAUGGAAGAUUCACACUCACAACAACAACCAACGCAAGUUUCUCCGAUGAAAAUCGACGGCGCCGAAGAAGACCAAAUACUGUCCAACUCGUCCGUGUUAACUCGUCGCGAGGUUUUGACUCGCCGUCUCUGCCGAGUCAAACAACUCAGUCGCUGUUACAGACGUCAUUAUUGGGCUUUAAUGGGUGAAGUUAAGACGAAGUACAGAGAGUAUUGUUGGACUUAUGGAAAGAGUCCUUUCAAAGAAGAUGAAGAGAAUCCAAACGGUGUCGUUUUGGGGGAAACUGGAAAUGCUACAGAGAAUAAUGAAGAUUUCAUUCGUUGUGCUUUUAGUGGUUGUAAGUCGAAGGCUAUGGCUCUUACUCGGUUCUGUCAUACUCAUAUUUUGUCGGAUUCUAAGCAGAAGCUUUAUCGGGGUUGCACCGCCGUAGCAAAAAAAUUGCCAACAGGGCCAUCUUAUUGUAAUAAGCCAGUACUGAGAUCAACGGUUCCUUGUGCAUGCCCUACUCAUUACCAAUUAGGUGAAAAGUGCUUACUUCGUGCACUAAAAAGGGCAGGUUAUAAUGUACCGGUUAAUAGUAAGCCUAGUCCAAAGUUACAUGAAUUAGUUCCUGAAUUUGUCCGGCAAAUUCAAAAUAAACGAAAAGCUUUACAGAAGGCAACUUUACCUAAACCUGAGACUGAAUAA
Messenger RNA from Trifolium pratense (red clover), 764 nucleotides. Its product is annotated as INO80 complex subunit D-like. The record is from RefSeq and is a predicted model, not a curated record. Bases 78 to 764 code for a protein of 228 amino acids. Gene Ontology annotation, cellular component: NSL complex. The transcript has a single exon. NCBI's taxonomy places the organism in Eukaryota, Viridiplantae, Streptophyta, Magnoliopsida, Fabales, Fabaceae.